Messenger RNA from Oreochromis niloticus (Nile tilapia), 2177 nucleotides. RefSeq names its product rac-like GTP-binding protein ARAC6. The transcript has 8 exons. Gene Ontology annotation, molecular function: GTPase activity; GTP binding; L-serine ammonia-lyase activity. The record is from RefSeq and is a predicted model, not a curated record. Bases 451 to 1278 code for a protein of 275 amino acids. Lineage: Eukaryota; Metazoa; Chordata; Actinopteri; Cichliformes; Cichlidae. Gene Ontology annotation, biological process: L-threonine catabolic process; L-serine catabolic process.
CACCCACCUUAUCCACCAGCGGCACAGUGCGCCAGGGAGCAAGAGCGCAGGCUGCACCGGGGAGCGGGCACGGUGGACAUGCAGUACCGGCAGACUGCUUCUCCCAUAAAACGCUUCCGAUAUUGGGUUUAAGGAGACAGCUUAUUUGAAAACCGGCUUGGGCCGAGGGGAUCUUAUUCUUUCUGACAGUCGUACAAAAAAAUAAAAUUAAAAAAAAGGAACUCACUGACAUUUGGAAGAACCUGAUGGGUGGUGGGGAGGAGGGGAGAACGAUGCAGUUCCAGCCCGACUCGGUGAGCCGCGCAGUCCGCCUCCGACGCUGGUGAUGCCCGCCGUGCGAGGAUCACCGCCCAGCAGCAACAGCAGCAAGAGGAGGAACAGGAGGAGGAGGAGGAGGUCGGGAUAACAAGGGCGUCAGGGGCCGAUGAUGUCGUUGGGAAGGUCGGGAUCAUGGCAAACGGAACCGGUACUAUCAUGUUAAAAUGCGUCGUGGUCGGAGACGGUGCGGUGGGUAAAACGUGUCUGCUGAUGAGCUAUGCCAAUGACGCCUUUCCAGAGGAGUAUGUACCCACGGUCUUUGAUCAUUAUGCAGUGAGCGUCAACGUCGGAGGAAAGCAGUACUUGUUGGGACUGUAUGACACAGCUGGUCAGGGAGUUGAACCAGAAGAUUUCCCUUUGCUGCUACAAUCUCUGAAAACGAACGGUCCAAUCAAAGACAUGCACAGCAACCCCAAUAAGAAACUUUAUGGAGAUCUUAUGGAGCAUUCACUUGGUGUUAACACCUUUCAGCUGGCACAGAAACUGGUGGACAAAGUCAUCACUGUCAGUGAGGAAGACUCUCUGGUGGCAAUGCUGCGGUUUCAGGAGUUCGAACGCUCCACUGUGGACACAGAGGGAGCCAUGGGAUUGGCUGCCAUUUUGGCCGGACAGCUACCAGAACUAAAAGGCAAAAAGGUGGCUGUGGUGGUGAGCAGCGCUAACAUGGAGCUGGAAGUGGUGAGGCAGUGCAUGGACCGAGCUUUGGUGUUGGACAACCGGAUCAGUAAGUUCUCAGUGCAGCUGGGAGAGUGGCCAGGAGACAUGGCUAAGCUGCUGGAUGUUCUGACCAGAGAGGACGUCAGGUUGUUGGACGUCUGCCAUCGUAGACACAGCGAUAAGUCAGAGCUCUUCAAGGCAAAGGUGGAGUGUGUGGUGGAAACCAGGGAUAAGAUGCAGAGCGCUCAUCUGCGCAAGACGCUGAGCGAGCGCUACCCCUCUAUAUGCUGGCUGGACCGGUGAUCACAGCGAAAUCCUGAACACAAAACUAGACUGACUGAAAACAGAUUCCUGCCAUCGGGAUAACACAUGCAAACCAUUCCUGCAACACACACACACUCUUAUGAUAUGCAAGCUCUGUUAUAUGAGACUCAUUAAGAGAAUGCUUGGUCAGCAAACCUAAGUGUAAACAGAAAAGCCUUGAGAUUAUAGUGCAAAUCUACAUGUUCCUUCUAUUACUAAUGCUGCUUUUGUUCUUCUUCAUCAUGGCACCUUAAAUAUACUGUGAAGCGGUUAAACUGCAUCCCAGUAGAUGAUGCUAAUUCUAACUGAAUGCUAUGGCGGAUUCACACUAUUUUUAUAGUGGUUCCCAACUUGGGCCAUUUAAUGGGUUAACAUUGGGCUGGCACAGAAUAAAGUAUUUUUCUGUGUUUUCAAUUACUGUAGGGCCAAGAUUUUUCUUCAUUUACUCUUAUUAUAUAAGCUUUUUAUGUAAUCUUCAAGUGAUUAAAUAAAUCUGUAACAGUGGAUAAAGCUUUUUUUCCCCAGUUGUUGGUAAAGCAUAUAAGCUAAUUACAAUUAAAAUGUGUCCCUAUAGAGAAACAGUUCUGCAAAAAAAAAUUAUUUGAGUUCUGUGAGUGUGUGUCGAGCCCUCUGGGUCUUCAUUAAUGGCUGUCAUGGGUGGCCAACUUGUGGCUCCGCCCCCUGGCAGAACCUGGAUCAGUCUGCAUUAGCUAAAGGGUGGAGUGUGACUUCUGUAGCACACGUACAGCUUCCUAGAGUAUCACUAUAUAAGGUCUAUUUUUCAUUGAAUGUUCUUUUUAAAAUGCUGUAAAUAUUUCUGUAUUUGUUCUGUCCACAGUGGCAGUUUCAACCCUCCUAAAACCGUUCUCCAAAUAAAACUCCAGACAAAUGAACCGUAA